AUGGAAGCCGACAACACCAAUACAAGCAGCGAUGCACAGGCCAUUGAUUCCUCAAGUGCCAUCCAUUCGCCUAAUGGAACAGAGACUACAAAAGCAAACAGCAAUGCAACAACCAAACCGACACAACCAACGACGACUACUUUGAAUGUACCUGCCGGGAAACCAAGCGCGUCAACAGCCACAACCGCUUCGUCAGUGGCAACCGAUGCAGCAGCAGCAGCAGCAGCCGUAUCCACAGCCGAUAUUCGUGCAACACCUAUUUCGCAUGCACCUCACCCGAUAUCGCAGGAAUCAGGUGUGGCCGUUGAGGAAACAGCUCUUCAAAAGCAAAAGCUGGUCGAGGAAUUCCAGUAUCUUUUGGAAAAGAGUCAAAGUUUAUUUAGUGGUUUAAGAGACUUGCCUCCCACUGGAAGUCAUCGUCAAUGGAGACCUUAUUUCGAGAAAACAUUCGAGGUGUAUACCAAGCUUUGGAAGUUCCAACAGACCCACCGACCAGUCCUGGAGGAUAAGAGCAAUUAUGGGUUGAAGCGAUGGGAAGUGGGCGAAAUUGCAAGCAAGAUUGGACAACUAUACUACCAUUACUACUUGCGAACGAGUGACACCAGCUAUCUUCAAGAAGCGUAUGUAUUUUAUGAUGCCAUCCAUGAACGACAAUAUUUCAGAGAUAUCCUUGAAGUCAAAAACCCUGCGUUGAUGAUCAAAAAGAUGAGAUAUUACGCAAGGUUCAUUGUUGUCAGCUUACUAUUGAAUCGAGAAGAGAAGAUUCGGAUGCUGGUGAGCGAGUUGGAGAAUCUCGUGGACGAGUACACCAAAAACUUUAAGCCGCCAGAUGCCAAGGAGUGGCAAGUUGUAUUGCAGGAGAUAUCAACAUUUAUGGAAGCUGAAAAGAAGCCUGCACCCAUCAGCGUGGAUCGCCUUCCAGUGACAGUGAUGCAUCGUUUAUCGCCCACCAUGAGGAUUGAUCGUGAGUCGAUUCCUGGAACGAGGCUAAAGUUGCAAGAGGCUAUCCUUGUCGGCAAUUCUCAAAAGCAAAUCAAGUUUUCAGAGUUGACGUUGGAUAUGUAUCGUAUGCUGCAAAGUCUGGAAAUGGAACCUACCGGCAAUUUCCCAUCAGCAACACCAAAGACAACGACCAAAGCAGGUAGUGGUGGAGGUGAUCAAGCAGGAGCCACAUUGGAAGGGGGUGGUGGUGGUGCCAAAGACGCUGCUGCUGCUGCUGCUGCAUCUAAAGAAGAGCCUACGACGACGACUUCUGCCUCUUUAAAGAAUACAUCAGGAGCGACACCAACACCACCAUCAGCAGCUAGUACGCAACAACCUGUCGCAGUGAAUACCAACAAUGCAUUAACGCAGCCAACUACUACCGACAAACCAUCAUCGAGACGUAUCAAUCCACACAAGUACUUGCUCUAUCGACCUUCGCUUAGUCAACUUUUUGUAUACAUUGCAACAGCAUUUAAAGAUACGGCAGAGAACGGUGUCAUGCUUCUUUAUCUUUCGGCGGAUGGAUGUGAAUACCCGGAUGUGCGUGAUACUGGUUAUAAAGGAGGGGUUGCAGCCAAUCAUCGCAAAACUCAACCAUCCACUGGUGGUAGUGGUGGUGGUGGUGGUGCAGCAGCCAUGGCAACGACUACAACCAAUCCCGAAAAGUCCGAGGCAACCCCCACCACAUCCACAGCUACAGCGAAUACGACAACAGCUACUGGAACCAAUGCACCCUCCUCAUCGGCUACUGCAUUAUCCGCUUCAUCACCAACACAUGUCCCUUCUACGCAUUGUUUACAUCCAGCUGAUCUUGUACCCUUUACUCGGAAGCCCCUGUUUCUUAUUGUGGAUAGCAAUAACAGCAUUGCAUUCAAUAAUAUCCUCAAUGUCUUUGGACAGCCGCUCCUGAUUCUCAUGUCACCAGUGGAAUACCCAUCCUCGGUUCAAGACCGUAGUGAAAUAGGCAGCCUUUUCACUCUAUUCCUUCAUACACCCCUCCUCGGAUUUUGUUUGGUAUCCGACAUUGGGGAUCUCGAUACCAAUUGGGAUGAAUGCGUCACUCUUAUUACUGAUAUGGAACAAAAGACCGGUGAAUUACUAUUAGAGAAUCCUGAAGUUGAUCCACAAAUGAAACGAUUCAUGGCUGAUGAGUUUCUAUGGACUUUUAUUGUACGUUUUACGUUAUGCUGCAUCAUUCUUCGAUAUCAUUCAUCCUUCAAAGAUGAAAAGACAUAUCCAACCUCAUCACCAGCCUUACCAGAGAGUAUUUACAAUGCCGAGGAGAUCAUUGCCAUGCUUCAUAGGUUGACGUCUGUAGCCAAAGUAGGAACGUAUUUCAAUUUACCAUUUGCCACAGAUGAUCCCGUAGAGCCUUAG
Molecule: messenger RNA, 2361 nt
Organism: Lichtheimia ornata
Lineage: Eukaryota; Fungi; Mucoromycota; Mucoromycetes; Mucorales; Lichtheimiaceae
Exons: 10
Coding region: 1-2361 (786 amino acids)
Biological process (GO): DNA-templated transcription
Cellular component (GO): nucleus
Molecular function (GO): transcription corepressor activity
Source: RefSeq, a predicted model, not a curated record